GAAUGUCCCUGGAAACAUGGCGGUCAGCAUCCGCGGCCGUCCGAUGCGAAGUCUUCGGAUGCGAGGACGGAAUGACAGUGGGGAGGAAAAUGUACCGCUCGAUCUCACCAGAGAACCAUCGGACAACUUGCGUGAAAUCCUUCAGAAUGUGGCUAAGCCACAAGGAGUCAGCAACAUGCGCAAAUUGGGCCAUCUGAACAACUUCAUAAAGCUUCUCUGCAGUGUUGGAAACUGUGAGGAGAAAUUUGGGUUUACAUAUGAAGAAAUCAUCAUCUGCCUGCGGUUAGCACUGCUCAACGAAGCCAAGGAGGUGCGCGCCGCGGGCCUGAGGGCACUGCGCUACCUGAUCCGAGACAGCACUAUUCUCCAGAAGGUGCUCCGCCUCCAGGUGGACUACCUGAUUGCCAGGUGCAUCGACAUCCAGCAGAGCAAUGAGGUGGAGCGCACGCAGGCCCUGCGACUGGUCCGAAAGAUGAUCACUGUGAACGCCCUGCUCUUUCCCAGCUCCAUUGCCAACUCUCUGAUCGCCGUGGGCAACGACGGGCUGCAGGAGCGUGACCGCAUGGUGCGGGCAUGCAUCGCCAUCAUCUGCGAGCUCGCUUUGAAGAACCCAGAGGUGGUCGCUCAGCGGGGGGGUCUCAGCACAAUCCUGAAGAACGUCAUUGACUGCCAGCUGAGCCGAAUCAACGAGGCUCUGAUCACCACCAUCCUGCACCUCCUCAACCACCCGCACACCCGGCAGUAUGUGCGCUCCGACGUCGAGCUCGAGCAAAUCCUAGCACCCUACACAGACUUUCACUACAGACACAACCCGGACACAGCAGAGGGUCAGCUAAAGGAGGACAGGGAGGCGCGCUUCCUGGCCAGCAAGAUGGCGAUUGUGGCUUCCUUCCGCUCCUGGUCAGGAAUUAUUAACCUGUGCAAGUCGGGCAACUCCGGAAUCCAGUCAUUGAUCGGUUUGCUCUGUAUACCAAAUAUGGAAGUGAGGAAAGGAUUGUUAGAGGUGAUGUACGACAUUUUCCGGCUCCCUGUUCCCAUUGUCACCCAAGACUUUAUUGAAGCACUUCUCAGCGUAGACCCCAGCAGGUUUCAGGACAGCUGGAGGCUGUCGGACGGUUUUGUCGCCUCAGAAGCAAAAAUCAUCCUUCCACAUCGAGCGAGGUCUAGACCUGACUUGAUGGACAACUACCUAGCCUUGGUACUAUCUGCCUUCAUCAAUAGUGGUCUUUUGGAGGGGCUGGUGGAAGUCAUCACCAGCAGCGAUGACCACAUCUCUGUGAGAGCCACCAUCCUUCUGGGAGAACUACUGCACAUGGCAAACACCAUCCUCCCUCACUCCCACAGCCACCACCUGCACUGCCUACCCACGCUCAUGAACAUGGCCGCCUCCUUCGACAUCUCGCAGGAGAAAAGAUUACGGGCGAGCGCUGCUGUGAACUACCUGAAGUGUUUUCACGAGAAGAAGAAACGUGGGCCCAAGCCUAGCAGCCUGUACCUGGACCACAUCAUCCGCAAAUCCAUCACAGCACGCUGCUACAGGGACCUCCGUGCUCAGAAGGACAUCUUCAUCAUUAAGGACUCGGAGGAAGCACUUAUGAUGCACCUGAGAGACAGUCACAUCCUCAACCACAAGCAGAACCUGGAAUGGGACUGGGCUCUGAUCGCUACCAUACUGAAGUGGCCAAAUAUGAGCCUGCGGAGCAAUAAAGAUGAGCAGAUACACAAGUUUGUGCGCAGGCUGCUGUACUUCUACAAGCCCAGCAGUAAGCUGUUCUCCAGCCUGGAGCUGGAUCACAGCAAGGCCAAGCACCUGACUGUGGUGGGCUGCCAGUUCAUUCAGUUCCUGCUGGAGUCUGACGAGGAUGGCCAGGCGUAUCUGGAGGAGCUGGUAAAGGAUGUCGUCCUGUGGCUGUCCUCCUCCUCCGGCCUCAAGCCGGACCGCAGCCUGCAGAGCAACGGGCUGCUCACUACCCUCAGCCAACACUACUUCCUCUUCCUGGGCACACUCUCCGCCCACCAGAACGGCGUCAAGAUGCUUGAGAAGUGUGGCGUCUUCCAGUGCCUGCUGAACCUGUGCUCCCUGAAGAACCAGGACCACCUGCUGAAGCUGACUGUGUCCACCCUGGACUAUAGCCGAGAUGGACUGGCACGGGUCAUCCUUUCCAAGAUCCUGACGGCUGCCACUGACAACUGCAGGCUGUACGCCACCAAACACUUGCGGGUGCUGCUGCGCGCAAACGUUGAGUUCUUCAGCAACUGGGGCAUCGAGCUGCUGGUGACUCAGCUACACGACCGCAACAAGGCCAUCUCCAUGGAGGCGCUGGACAUCCUGGACGAGGCGUGUGAGGACAAGGCAAACCUCCACGCUCUUAUCCACAUGAAGCCAGCACUGACCCACCUGGGCGACAAAGGCGUCCUGCUUCUCUUGCGGUUCCUGUCAAUUCCGAAGGGCUUCUCCUACCUCAACGAGAGGGGAUACGUCACGAAGCAGUUGGAAAAAUGGCAGAAAGAGUAUAACCUGAAGUACGUGGACCUGAUUGAGGAGCAGCUGAACGAGGCGCUCACCACCUACCGUAAGCCCAUCGACGGAGACAACUACGUCCGGCGAAGCAACCAAAGGUUACAAAGGCCAAAUGUUUAUCUUCCUGUGCACUUGUACGGUCAGCUUGUCCAUGAUAAGACAGGCUGCCACCUGCUGGAGAGUCAGAAUGUGGUUCCGGACCUCAGCUACACAGUACGCUCCCCAAUGCUGGAUAAGUGGGAGGGCAUCAAACAGCUGAAGGCUGCACUGUGGGCCCUGGGUAAUAUCGGCUCUUCAAAUUGGGGUCUGAACCUCCUCCAAGAGGAGAACGUGAUCCCGGACAUCGUGGCCCUUGCCCAGCACUGUGAAGUCCUGUCAAUCCGAGGGACUUGCUUGUAUGUCCUGGGGCUGAUCUCCAAGACCAAGCAGGGCUGUGAGCUGCUGAAGCAGCACGGCUGGGACGCGGUGCGGCACAGCCGGCGGCAGCUGUGGCCCGUGGUGCCGGACGAGGUGGAGCAGCAGCAGCAGCAGCAGCAGCAGCAGCCGUCCAGCGAGCUGUCGUCCGUCCCCAGCACGCUCAGCCUCAACUCCGAGUCCACCAGCUCCAGGCACAACAGCGAGAGCGACUCCACGCAGCCCGGCAUGUACAUUCUGGACGACGAUCGGUAUGAGGGCCCAGACCUGUCGGAGGACCCGCCGCUGUACAUGCGCGCCAAGCCCCAGAAGGACCGCAGCCCCUUCACCAUCCUGACGUCCGGCCGCCUGGCCCGGAGCCGCUUCAUCACCUCCCUGUCCCUCCCCAGCAAGAAGCUGCGCAGCACCAGCGACCCCAAGGGCAGCGGAGGCCCCAAGGUGCCCGGGGAGCUCAAGCUGGGGGGUCUGAGGCGCAACCGCACCGUCACCGAGCCCGCCAUCUACUCCCCCGGCCAGGGCGACGUCUUCACCCCGGUCUACAACGGCGGCCAGCUGCCCAAGAGCCCCACGGUGAGCCUGGAGACGUCCUUUGUGGGCAGCAAGGCGUCGGGGGACCGGGGCAGCACGCCCAGCAUCGGGGAGGAGGAACCCAGGCUGCCCCGUGGACUAGGGGGCGGGGCCGGCUCGGGGGAGAACCACCGGGAGCAGAGCAGCCGGGAGAGGCUCGCUGGGGAUGGCUCCUCCUCCUCUGGGGGAGGGGCCCCGUUCAAGAGCCGGAGCCAGAGCUUUAACACGGACACGACCACGAGCGGCAUCAGCUCCAUGAGCUCCAGCCCGUCCCGGGACACAGUCGGGGGCGGCAUGGACUCCCCGAGCGUGGACACGGACUGCGUCAGCCUCAACACGGUGGUCAGCACCCAGACCGUCAUGGCCCUGAACUCCCUCACACCCCAGUCCAACCACAUGCCCCUGUCCAAGUCCAACUCGGUGUCCCUGGUCCCGCCCGGCUCCUCCCACACCCUCCCCCGCCGGGCCCAGUCGCUCAAGUCUCCCUCGGUGGGGGCCAUCAAGAGCCUGGCGGACUGCAGCUUCAUCUACACGAGCCCGCGCGACGCCCUGGGCUACGCCACGCUCAAGCGGCUGCAGCAGCAGCGCAUUCACCCGUCCCUGUCGCACAGCGAGGCGCUCGCCUCCCCCGCCAAGGACGUGCUGUUCACCGACACCAUCACCAUGAAAACCGGGAGCCUGGACUCCCGGCUCACGCCCCGCAGGUUCUCUAUAAAGAGGCUCAGAUGUUUGGGCCAUGGCCCGGUCGGGCCCCAUCGCAGGGCAUCCAGAACACUCUUCCCACGAUUUCUGAAAGCACUGAGUUUUGCCUCUCUGGACAAAGAGGACCUCCUCAGUCCCAUCAGCCAGACGACCCUCCAGCGCUCCUCCUCUGUCCGCUCAAUGGUCUCCAGCGCCACCUAUGGGUGCUCAGAUGACUACAUUGGCCUGGCACUGCCCAUGGACAUCAACAACAUGUUUCAGAUAAAAGAAACACCUUAUUUCCAGCAGCGGACCAGUCCGCCAUCUGAGGAGAGAUCGGCCAAGUUUUUCUUUGGAGAAUCAGAUGGCUCAGGGGAGGGCUCUCGUCACCCCGCCCCCUUGCUGAGGCAGCAGUUCAGCAUCACCGAGCUGAUGGCGGGAGGCCGGGCCGAGCAGCAGCAGCUGCUGGGCUCCGGGGAGACGGGCCUGCAGGAGCACAGAGAGGACAACUGCCUGUACUGCGUGGGCGUCCAGGUGCUGGGCUGCGCCGCGCACAGCUCCACGCAGGGCCGCACAGACUUCAGUGACGUCCCAUACUCGGAGUGGUGCGGCCCAUCCAUCCACAACCACCUGGAGGUGAUGCCCCAGUCCAAGUUCUCGGGGGUCUCUGGGUGCAGCGACGUGGUGUCCCAGGGGUCUGCCAGCAGCACCCGCAGCACAGAGCUUGUCCUGGGGGUGAAGGCCAUCCCAGAGGACGCGCCAGCCUGCAGGGCUCUCCUGAGGAAAGAGGUGCUCCGGCUGGUGGUCAACCUGAGCUCCUCUGUGGGGACCAAGGGCCAUGAGACCGGCCUGCUCACGAUCAAGGAGAAGUUCCCCUACGCCUUUGAUGACAUCUGUCUGUAUUCAGAGGUGUCCUACCUGCUGGCGCACUGCAUGUUCCGCUUGCCCUCUCGGCGCUUCAUCCAGGAGCUCUUCCAGGAUGUCCAAUUCAUCCUGAUGUAUGAGGAAGCUGAGACCGUCCUCUCAAUGGCACAAAAGCAAGUCAGUGUGGACGACCACAGCGAAUCCUGACCACCCAAUCGCUUCCACCCCUCCUCCCCCCUACACGCGCCCUCCCCGCACCGGUGCCCCAAGCCCUCUGCAGGUCCCUGAUCCGUGUGCGGUGAGAACAGGAGAGGGACAACAGGAGGAAUAUGGAGAGCGCUUACACAGGACAGUGAGCAGGCUGAGGUCAGGGGAAAACACACGAAAGACAGAGGAGAAGCAGGAUGCUCCCGGGCAGCUGAAGGACAGACAGACCUGGGGGAUCCUACAGAGGAACUCUUUAACAAAGCAAAGCUUAUGACUGACACUUUGAAACCUGAGCACUGAACACAUUACAGAUUGAACUUUUUAUUAAAAAUGAACUGAAAUGACAGUAACUGAAUAAGGUAUGUGCUGGUGGGGUAAAUUCCCUUUUCCCUCCAGAUGAAUGCAUUCUGUUACUGUUAUGAAUCAACAAAAGCAUGUUUCUUCUUUUUUUUAACUCGGCAUUUCCCAAACGGGUUUAUUUUUUAUCUAGACUGUGAACACUACAGGACGUUCCAGCAUUUUCAGAUGGGAGCACUUCAUCCCUAAUAAAUCAGUCAGCCUGCAUUUGGGAGAAAUGGACAGUACAACUUCCAAUAUUCUGAUGAAAGAGUGAUUGCUAUUUGAAAGAUUUCUUUUUUUUCUUCUCUGCAAAUAUUUCAGACAAUCGAAUGCCAAAUAAUUUAUUCUACUUCGAUGCCUGUUUUUCUCAGUCUGAUGUUCCGCAUGGUCAAAGAAAAAGCUUCUCUCUACUACCCUCCCCCACAUUUUUGCUUGCAGUUUUUGUUUAUUUUAGCAAGACAUUUAGCCCUUGUGUUCUUAACAUGCGAGAGCAAGCAGAGAUUGAUUUCAGUUCUGAAGCAGCAGUGCUAAUAGCGUUUGUGGCUGUGAGCUUUGUCGGGGACAGAUAAAGUAGUUCCAAGUAUUGGGUUGGUGCACAUCACAGCAAUGACCGUCUUCAGUUGUGUUUUCUAUCAGUAAACCACUGGCAAAUCCAGAGUUUGGAUAUUUGGUGCCAUAUAUUGUAAGGAAUGUAAAUGGUAAUCCAGCUACACAACGCUGAGCUUCAAACACAAAAUAAGCAAUGCUAAAAUAAGAAGGAAAUUCUCCUUUUGUAGGUGUUAAUGUUACCAUUCUUUAUUUGGAGUGAACACCAUCUCUUUAAAUGUUCCUGAUGUAACAUCAUUCUGUGGCAUCAUUGUGGUUGCUACAUUGAAAACCGUAAGUGCUUAAGUGCUCCCUCAUUUUAAUGCAUUUGUUGGUAUUGGAAGGACGUAUUAUAGUGGUUAACACUAUUACAGCAAAUGCAUUAUGUCGGUCAUUAUGUUUUGAGGGAGUAUGAAAUGCUUUUCACAGUGAAAAGGAACAGAUUGUCUGCAAUAAAGGAGGUCAAAGGGUGAGUUCUUUUAAGAAUAUCGAUCACAUUGUAAUUUGAAGAGCUUGACAUACACUCUCAGUGAAGUUACGGUAAAUCAACACAAUGCUAUUAAUAUUUUCAGUAAUCUGUUAUUAUCAUCAGGACCUUUUAAGAGUUCAAUAAGAUGCCCCACAGCUGAUACCCCUCAUUGUUUAUAAAUACUUGCACUGGAAAGUUUACGUUCAUUUGCAUCAUUAAGUUUUGUAUGUCAUCAGAUUGAGAACAGUUAAGGGAGAAAUACUGCAACAGCUGUGAGCUAACCAUGUCAUGACUUUUGCAAAUUGACUUUUCCAAUGCAAGACUUCUGCAGGUUACAAAGAAGGACCACUGUACACAGACUGUUAUAAAUGACAGCUCUGAGUCCAGACAAGGUUUUUUUACUUCUCAUACGUCUCAGUGCAUUUCAAAAAAAGGCAAGAAAAAUUAGUAAAUGUGGAGUAACACAAAAGUAUCCCAUCCAUCACUUAUUACAGACUUAAUACAAAAAUUAUACGCUUUGUAACUGCUAUGCAAUGUAACCAUUAUUUGUAAACACAAAUGAAUUUUGAAGAGGCUGAACAGUUGGGGCUUUCUUUCUUUUGGCUGGACCAUUAUGUUUUUUUUUUCUCUUGUUUU
Molecule: messenger RNA, 7283 nt
Organism: Megalops cyprinoides (Indo-Pacific tarpon)
Lineage: Eukaryota; Metazoa; Chordata; Actinopteri; Elopiformes; Megalopidae
Product: rapamycin-insensitive companion of mTOR-like
Exons: 39
Coding region: 17-5254 (1745 amino acids)
Biological process (GO): positive regulation of phosphatidylinositol 3-kinase/protein kinase B signal transduction; TORC2 signaling
Cellular component (GO): TORC2 complex
Molecular function (GO): protein serine/threonine kinase activator activity
Source: RefSeq, a predicted model, not a curated record